UGGAAAACAAAUUUAUUGUUUAUUCCCAUGUGGUAGAAAAAUGGACGCGCACAUGACUCUGUGAGGUUUUGAAAAUGUUUUCUUUUAGUGUUCGCAUUCGUUGAGCAGUGUUAUUUGAUAAUUUUGUGAUAAAGUGGUGUGUGAAAAUGACAGAAAUGCCUCCUUAUCUUACGGUCAAAGAUGAGGAGAAAAACAGUGGUCAGGGCGACAGUGAUACUUCUUCAGACGUCGACGAUUGGGAUUUACCCCUCUGUUUUGAUAAACCUAGACACCUUGAACCCAUAAAGGGCGCAGAACGUGUGGAGCACACGUGGAGAGUCAAAGAAAAGUACAAGACACAUUGCGUGGCUUUGGUGCUGUGCCUCAAUGUGGGAGUGGAUCCCCCAGAUGUGGUGAAAACCCAGCCAUGUGCCAGGCUUGAAUGCUGGAUUGACCCACAGUCGCUGUCCGCCAGCAAGGCGCUGGAAAGCAUCGGGCACGCGUUGCAGUCGCAGUACGAGCGGUGGCAGCCACGCGCGCGCUACAAGCAGAGCCUCGACCCCACCAGCGAUGAGGUGAAGAAGCUGUGUUGCUCUCUCCGUCGUAACGCUAAGGAUGAACGAGUGCUGUUCCAUUACAACGGCCACGGCGUGCCCAAGCCCACCGCGCAGGGGGAGAUAUGGGUGUUCAACAGGGCGUACACGCAGUACAUCCCCCUGUCGAUGUACGACCUGCAGACGUGGAUGGGGGCGCCCUCGCUGUACGUGUACGACUGCUCCAACGCCGGCGUCAUCGUCGACAACUUCAAGCAGUUCGCGGAGCAGCACGAGCGCGAGUACGAGGUAAGCGGGCGCGACAGCUCGACCCCCGCCGCAGUGUGCGUCGGCGCUCGUUCUCAAUGUACGUCUGUUGGACAGGCGCAAUUGAACUCCAAGGAGGAGGGCACCACUCUGCCGCCGCCCGUGUCCUACAAGAACUGCAUCCAGCUGGCAGCGUGUGCGGCGGGGCAGUCGCUGCCCAUGAACCCCGAGCUGCCGGCCGACCUGUUCACGGCGUGCCUCACCACUCCCGUCAAGAUGGCCAUGAAGUGGUUCGUGCUGCGGGAGCGCACGCGCGUCGCGCCGCCCGACGUGCACGACCUCAUCGACAAGAUCCCGGGCCAGGUGACGGACCGGCGCACCAUGCUGGGCGAGCUCAACUGGAUCUUCACGGCCAUCACGGACACGAUCGCGUGGAGCUCGCUGUCGCCGGAGCUGUUCCAGCAGCUGUUCCGCGCGGACCUGCUGACGGCGUCGCUGUGCCGCAACUUCCUGCUGGCGGACCGCAUCCUGCGCUCGUACAACUGCACGCCCGUGUCGUCGCCCGCGCUGCCGUCGCUGGCGGCGCACCCGCUGUGGGCGGCCUGGGAGCACACGCUGGACCUGGCGCUGGCGCAGCUGCCGCGCCUGCACGGGCCCGAGCCCGCCGAGUACACGCACUCGCCCUUCUUCCGCGACCAGCUCACGGCCUUCCAGGUGUGGCUGGACCUGGGCAAAUGUAAGCAGCGCGGGCGCAGGCUGGGCCCCCCGGCCGGCGCGGCGGCUGCAGUGAGUGUGUCCGCAGGGCGCGCGGACCGCGCGGCGCCGGCGCAGCUGCCCAUGGUGCUGCAGGUGCUGCUGAGCACGCUGCACCGCGUGCGCGCGCUGCGCCUGCUGUGCCGCUUCCUGGCGCUGGGCGCCUGGGCGGCGCGCGCCGUGCUCAACGUCGGCAUCUUCCCCUACAUGCUCAAGCUGCUGCAGGCCUCCGCGCCCGACCUGCGCCCCUCCAUGGUCUACAUCUGGGCCAAGAUCAUUGCCGUCGACCCUAGCUGCCAAGUGGACCUGGUCAAUGCUAAAGGACACAAGUACUUUCUGUCCGUCCUGCAAGAUCCAUCAGUUGACAGCGAGCACAGGACGCUGGCGGCGUACGUGCUGGCCGGCAUCGUCGACAACUACCCCGCCGGACAGGAGGCCGCCUUGCAGUCGGGCAAACAAGUGAUGCGGGUGGUGUCGCAGGGCUCCAUGAUCUCCAUCUGCCUGGAGCAGCUGAACGACGGGUCGGCGCGGCUGGCGCAGUGGGCGUGCGUGUGCCUGGGCCGGCUGUGGCGCGGCUUCGACGCGGCGCGCUGGGCCGGCGUGCGCGACCUGGCCCACGAGAAGCUGUUCCCGCUGCUGGCGCGGCCCCAGCCCGAGCUGCGCGCCGCCUGCGCCUUCGCGCUCGGCAGCUUCGUGGCCGCCGGCGCCGCGCGCUCCGAGCACGCCAACGCGCUCGACCAGCAGGUCGGCGUGCAGCUCGCCGCGCGCCUGCCCUGCGACGCCUCGCCGCUCGUGCGCCACGAGAUACUCGCCGGUACCUGCCCCUCCCACGUUCCCUACCCGCGCCUGCAGGCCCGCGUCACUACAGCGGUGAGAGGGUGCGCAAGAGUGACAGGUGAGUAUGCGCCGCCCCGGGGCGGGGCCGGGCGCGGCCGGCCGGGGCGGCCAGUGACGAGCGCGUGUCGCAGGGAGGCGGGGCGCGGCGGCCGGGUCGACCAGGGCUGGGACGCGCUGUCCGACACGCGCGCCGCCCACCACCACCACGCGCUGGCGCGCCACGCAGCCGCGCUCGCGCUGCCCUCCAUCGGGUUCGGUUCGGUGUACAUGAAGCUAUGGAACAUCCUGACCAUGAUGUCGCGCGAGCCACACCCGCAGGUUUCGCAGAUGGCCAACGAAAUUAUUAACUACAUUGCCAAUCAGGUGGACAACGUGGGGCGCGAGCUGGAGCUGGCGCGGCGCGAGCCGGCGUCGCUGCCCGCGUCGCCGGGCGGGCGGGGCGGCGCGCCCGGCCCCGCCCCCGCGUCGCCCGCGGCCGCGCCCCGCCGCGCCGCGCGCCUGCCGCAGGCGGCGUCCGAGGAGGGCGCGGCGCGCGACAGGGACUCCACGUCGUCGACGUCCAGCCAGCCCGUGAAGAAGGCGAUAGUGACGACGCAGUUCGUGGAGUGGGCGGCGGCGGAGUUCGCGCGCGCCGAGGAGGGCGCGGAGGGCGCGGACAGCGACGUGGAGAGCCGCGCCUACCACGAGCGCGCCUGGCGGGCCGCGCGCAACCGCCGCCUGCGGGCGCACGCUGAAGGGCUCCGCGGCGCGCGCGUGUCUCGUCUGGAGACGGCGGCGUUCCACUCGCGCUGCCCGCUGCCGGCCGGCGUGCUGCAGUUCCACCCGUUCGAGCAGCACGCGGCCGUGGCGUUCCGGCACAACUUCGGCGUGUGGGACUGGGGCACGGCCGCCAAGCUGUGCGUGGGCGCGUGGCAGCCCGCCUGGGGCCGCAUCACGGCGCUGGCCUACCUCAACGCGCACGCGCACGCGCUGCUGGCCGUGGCGGGCCACACGGGCCAGCUGGCCGUGUACCGGCCCGUCGCCGGCGCCGCGCAGCCCGCGCUGCUGGCCGCCUGGCGCGCGCUCGACACCAGCGCCGCGCCCGCCGCCGCCGACUACCGCCCGCCGCCCGCGCAGGCCGUCUACAGUCUGGCGCAGCUGGUGUCGGAGCAGUUUGCGUCGUCCGAGGACCGCCAGGCCAGCAACCGGACCAAGCAGGACGCCAGCCUGGGCGCGGCGUACCCCGCGCCGCCCGGCACGCUGCUGCGCUGGUGCGGCGCGCGCCGCUCGCUGGCGCUGGCCGGCCGCUCGGCGCGGCUGCGCCUGUGGGACGCCGAGGCCGAGCUGCUGCAGGCCGACAUCCCCACCGACAGCGAGGCCGCCGCCACGGCGCUGUGGCGCGCCGACGACCUGCUGCUGGCCGGCUUCGGCGACGGCAGCGUGCGCGCCUGGGACGGGCGCGGCGCGCGCGCCCCCGUGUGGCGCCUGGCGCCGCACGCCGCGCCCGUGCUGGCCGCCGCGCACCGCGCCGACCGCGCGCUGCUGCUCACCGGCGCCAGCGACGGCGAGCUGCGCCUCAUCGACACGCGCACCAUGGCGCCGCUGCACAGCGUCCGCGCGCCCGCGCCGCUCGCCGCCAUCGACGUGCACCCGCUCUGCGACCUGGUGGCCUGCGGCUCCGUCAACCAGAGCAUCAGCAUCUACGACCUGAAGGGCACGCCGCUGAACACGAUCAAGUUCCACGAGGGCUUCAUGGGCGCGCGCAUCGGGCCCGUGUCGUGCCUGGCCUUCCACCCGCUGCGCUGCGCGCUGGGCGUGGGCUCGAAGGACUCCACGGUGUCGGUGUACGUGGCGGAGGCGCGGCGGUGACCCUCGCUGUACAGCCUGGCGCUGCCCUUCCACUGACGCAGGAACCGAGAAGUGUUCUACUGGGCAGUGCGGCGCGGAGCGGGGCGCAGUGCCGGUGUAUAUAUAGCAUAGGUAGGUGGCGCUGGGGUCGCUGCAGCGCCGGGCCGUCUGUACGAGUAAGCUGCUUGUCUAACAACUCUAUACAUGUUGUAUUUUCCUUUCGUCACAUUAUUUGUCUUUGUGAUUUACAAAAAGUUCCUAAGACUCAAUAAUGACUAGCUGCCAUUUUGUAAAAUGAAUAGGGUUUUGUUCUCUACGUAAUAAGUUUUAGAAUUUAUUUGUGGUUUAGAUUUAAAUACAAAUAAUGAUAUGGCCAAGUGUAAUUAACUCGUAACUGGAACCAUAAAUAUAAAUAUGUAUUGCCGCAAUGAAGUGAGAGGUGCCGGUAGCUAUAGCGUUUAAGUGAUAUAAUGAGCAUUUACCUGAUGUAAUGAUGAAUAUUUUGUAAAUUAUUAUGUUUAUUUUCAUUGAACAAACUUUGUUAAUAUUGGAAAUAAGUUAAUCAGAAUUCACUUAUGAAAUGUGUGGCCAUAGAAAAGUAUAGUAAUUGUAAGCAAUCGUCACCAGUUGUGACCAAACCUCAACAUUGUCAAUAUGAUGAACAAACACACACACACACGUUGCCAAUCGGUUGUUGAUUAUAUUAUUGCAUUUUGUCUAUAAAGUGAUCGAUUAUGCUUUUACAUAUUAACUAUGUAAUUUAAUGUACAUUUUACAUAAUAAUAAUUGUUGUUGUUAAAAUAAAUAUUAUUCAAA
Molecule: messenger RNA, 5012 nt
Organism: Spodoptera exigua (beet armyworm)
Lineage: Eukaryota; Metazoa; Arthropoda; Insecta; Lepidoptera; Noctuidae
Source: the annotation of a GenBank genome assembly